Molecule: messenger RNA, 2757 nt
Organism: Sphaerulina musiva SO2202
Lineage: Eukaryota; Fungi; Ascomycota; Dothideomycetes; Mycosphaerellales; Mycosphaerellaceae
Exons: 1
Coding region: 734-2290 (518 amino acids)
Biological process (GO): regulation of gene expression; regulation of RNA metabolic process
Cellular component (GO): cytoplasm; nucleus
Molecular function (GO): mRNA binding
Source: RefSeq, a predicted model, not a curated record
CUUCAACACAACUUACUGCCUGGGUAUCACCAUCGACACCACCACUUCGACUUCAACUUCAACUUCAAGGCUAAGUAGUAGUGACGGCGACCACGACAGCGCUGACUCUCCUUCUCUCCUCCUUGAGCGACACCUUCCUUGAACUCAUCACCACCAUCAACUCCACCACCACCACCAUCAACUCCACCACCGCUCCGACUGCGCUCUUCUGCCCGCCAGCGAGCUCUCUUCUCCUCGACACCACCACCACCACCUCAUUUGUUGUCCGUCGCGUGGCUCAUCACAACCACCAUCACCUCCAUCACCACGCCACUGCGACUCAUCCGCGACCUUGCUCUUCCUUCCUCCUCCUCCUCCACCUCCUCCUCUUCGUCCGAUCACUGCACUGCUGAUUCUCCGCCAUCACGAGCAUUGCAACUCUCUCAUCCACCCACUUCUUCUCGGCUCUCUUCCGCCGCUUCACGACACUCUUGACCGCUUCAGUCACCACCCACUAUCAUCACAACCUCUACCACGCACACAUCCACGCACACACCCACGCACCCACACACCCAAACACACACACCCACACCCACAUCUCCGUUGCUUCCAGUACACUACUGCAUCCGCCCGCUUUCCAUCAGCACGGAUUCCCACGCGCACGUGUACGUAGGCCAGACAGACAGCCACAUCAAUCGCAAGACUAUACCACACCAACAACUUUCUCUUUUCAACCUGUUCCACCACAGCUGCCAUGGCCGAGACACCACACGAACUCCCUGCCCACACUCAGAAGCGCCCGCUCGAGGAGCCAUCUUCGCCAUCUGCGCCCACCGACCAACCUGACGCCAAGCGCCCCGCCCUCGACAAAAUGCUUUCCGAGGAAGUUGCACCUCUGGAUGAGCCUGCCGAUGCCGCAACAGAUGUCGCGCCAGAAGAGCCAGUUGUUGGAGAGGUCAAUGACGCCGGCGUCGAGCCAGAGGCGGACGCUGCUGAGACUGCUGAGGUCAACCCCGAGGUCGAGGUCACAGACAAGCAAGGUGAUACUGUUGUGCCAGAUGCGCCUACCAAUGGUGGUGUUCUUGUUGAUGGGUCUUCUGCUGCUCCUGUCGCCGUGAUCCCAGACCAAGCCCACAACGGUCCAGUCGAUACCCGUGCGACCCCACAAGGCGCUCAGUCAUAUCACCAGCAAGAUGAGUCCCAGUGGCUGCACGUUCGCGCCAUCAUCUCUAGUGCCGAGGCCGCGACUGUGAUUGGCAAGGGAGGCGAGAACGUGAGCCAGAUCCGCAAGCUUGCGGGCGCAAAGUGUACUGUCAGCGAAUACACCCGCGGCGCCGUCGAGCGUGUCCUCACCGUGAGCGGACAGGUGGACGCCGUUGCCAAAGCGUUUGGCCUCAUCAUCCGCACUCUGAACCAAGAACCACUCGAGGAACCCUCCACCCCACAGUCCAAGACCUAUCCCCUGCGUCUGCUCAUUCCCCACAUUCUCAUCGGUUCCAUCAUUGGCAAACAAGGAGUUCGCAUUCGAGAGAUUCAGGAGGCGUCCGGUGCACGUUUGAAUGCAUCCGAGUCCUGCCUUCCUCUCUCUACUGAACGCUCUCUGGUCGUCCUUGGUGUCGCAGAUGCGGUGCACAUCGCUACCUACUAUGUGGGCAGUACCUUGGUCGAGCAGCUGACCGAUCGCUUCGGUGGACCCGCGGCCUCGAACUAUGCCGGACGUCACGGCGGACCUCAGGGAGUCGUGCCAGGAGGCAUGCAAGUUGUGCCCUACGUGCCACAGAACACCGGCGGACAAGUCGGACAGCCGGAUAACAACCGCCGUCACAAUGGUCCUCCUUCUCGUGGCCCACCUGUGCCAUACGGAGCACCGUCCAUGCACGGCCAGUCCCCUUACCCUCAGCAGCCAGUCGCACCCGUCCACUACGGUGCUGGCUCUCCACGUGCCCCAUACGCCGGUGCCGGACCUCAUCAGGCUCAUCCUUACGGUCACGCUGCGCCACAGCCAGGCCCAGGUCACGCCGGUCCUCCACAACAGCCCGUGCAAGGCGUGGGUCCGGGUCAGCCCAUCACGCAGCAGAUCUUCAUCCCCAAUGAUAUGGUAGGUGCUAUCAUCGGCAAGGGCGGCGCCAAGAUCAACGAGAUCAGACAGUUGUCGGGCAGCGUCAUCAAGAUCAAUGAGCCCCAGGACAAUAACAACGAGCGUCUCGUCACCAUCACCGGAACCCAGGAAUGCAACCAGAUGGCUCUGUACAUGCUGUACUCUCGUCUGGGCGAAUCAAGCAAGAACUCCAACUCGAUAAUGCCAAGAUAAAUCCAUCAUACUCGAGUAUACUUGAGCGAUGGAGUAGCUGUAAGAGUAAUGUACAGUUUACUGUUUCUGCUAUUCGGUUUCUGGUUGUGUGUUCACAGUCAUACUCGGUUGCGAUGGCUGCCAGAAUCGGCGGCCAAAGAGUGUGCACGGCCUAAUGGUUUGGAUCUUUCGGUCCGAACAGAGUUGCUUGAAGCGAGACACGCUUCCCAUGAUGCUGUACUUAGAGCAGGCGUUCGAUUACUUCACGGCCUUUGAUGAGGGAGGUUGCACAAGAAAGGCGUUAGGAGAAUGGGUGGCAGCAAUACCGGGGCGGCAUCGUCCCAAAGCCGCGCAAUUGGUUAAUGGAAUGCAAGAUUGGUUCUCGAUUGUUGCCACGUGCCGUUGACGCAUUCCACGGGCUCGGUGCAUCUGCUUGCUGCGAACACCCGUAGAUAGGCAAACUCAACACAGUCUUCGCAUCGACACGA